AUGGUAGCUGAUUUGAUCAACGAUACUAUGCGAGAAUGGAAUCAGCCUCUGAUAAAACAGCUUUUUGAGGAAAAUAUAGCCAACGAAAUUUUAGCCAUCCCCCUGAGCAUGAACCCUAAACCUGAUCACAUAUUGUGGACAGGAAACAGAGCAAGAUCAUUCUCUGUAAAAAGCGGAUAUAAUAGGGCGUAUUUAUCAGCUACAAGGAAAAAUCAAUACCAGGCCUCUUGUUCGUACUUGCCUCCACGCAACCUAUGGACGCAGAUUUGGAGUCUCACGGAGGAUCAGAGGUUGCAUGGCAUAAAUCUCCAGAGAAACAUAAAGCAAAUAGAUCAAUGGCUGGUGGUGGUUUUUCAAGAAAAAAGGGAGGUACCUAUACGGGUGUUCAUCGGGCUGGUUCUUUGGCAGAUUUGGAAGGCCAGGAACUCAUGGAUCUUUAGGGGAAAACACCCACAACCUCCAGAAAUCAUCGAGCUCGCACAGAACCAGAGUAUUACCAUGACGCAGGGGAUGAAAAACCAGAAGAACAAAAGUCAAGAUCAGAUCUUACCAGUGCGUUGGAACCCCCCGAAAAAUCGAGAUGUGAAAAUGAAUGUAGAUGCGUCAUGGAUACCAGGAGAGUUCCUUGGAUCUGUAGCAGGAAUUGCACGGGAUGAAUCUGGAUCUGUAGUCGAAGGGUUCGCGGCCGAAGUUAGGGCUUCCUCGGCGUCUCAAGCGGAAGCCGAAGCACUUCUCCACAGGAUACACUAUCUAAAGGAGAUAAGUUCGAAGUGUGUGGGGGAGGCGAAAAGUUAG
Messenger RNA from Eucalyptus grandis, 795 nucleotides. RefSeq lists its product as uncharacterized. Bases 1 to 795 code for a protein of 264 amino acids. Lineage: Eukaryota; Viridiplantae; Streptophyta; Magnoliopsida; Myrtales; Myrtaceae. The transcript is spliced from 2 exons. The record is from RefSeq and is a predicted model, not a curated record.